AUGCCCUCUCUCAACCCACCUCCCCUUCUCAUAGGGGCUUUCGUCUUCCUCUUGCUCAUCGGCCAUGUGCACGCCUUUGGAGCCGGCAACAUUGCCGGCAUAUCCAAGGUCGAAGGCCAGAAUUGGCGCCAUGGUGACAUUGAAGACACCCUCUUGAAGCUGCUCAUGGCCCGCGCCGUCGGCGGCAAGAAGUUCGACAAGCUCGCCGUCUCUCGUGUCUACUUUGGCAACUGGCUGCGCGACUACAGCCAAGCCAUCGAUGUCGGCACCGUCAAGGCCGUCUCCUCGGAGGCCAUCCGCCUGCUGCUCUGUGUCCUCGGCUUCCUGACGUUUGGAUUCGGCUCCAAGGAGUUUGAGGUCACUGCUGACCGCCUUGGCUGCUACCGCCCCGAGGACCACAUCGACAACCCCAAGAACUAUGCCGACAAUGUCGAUGCCCGCCGCUAUGAUCGCCGUCUUCGCGGCCCCGUCAACGAGCGUGUGGAGCUCGCUAUCGAUCCCGAGACCGGAAUGAAAAACUACAUUGCCAAUGAGCGUGCCAACAUCAUGACCAGCGCCUACCACGUUCGCAAGCUAUUCGGCCGCUGCAUUGAGCUGGGCCGUUCUUACCGGCGCUCGAAAAACAAGGCAGAUUUCUACGAGGCCCUGCGUCUUUUGGGUACCGGACUUCACUGUCUAGAGGAUUUCCUGGCCCAUAGCAACUACACUGAGCUUGCCUUGAUUGAGAUGGGCGAAACUGAGGUCUUCCCCCACGUUGGCCGCGACACAACAAUCCGUCUCAGAGGUGCCAGGCACCAGGUGUAUCCCUGUAUCACGGGAACUUUUGGUGGUGUUGACUUCUUGCACUCUGUCACUGGCGAGGUGUCCGACAAAUUGACCCAGAACGAGAUUCAGGAGCUGGAGGGAACGUUGCAAAACGGCCAGAACAGUGACACGAGCGCCCUGCGCAACCUUCUUGACAUGUUUCCGAGUGGUCUCUUUGGCGGCGGCAGCAAGACGCAGAAGCUGGACAACAUCCAAAACAACGCCAACGCGGCACAAAUGGAACAGAUGACUGUGUCCCCACUUGAGCCUGAGGAAUUUACGAGGCACAUCCAGUUUGUCUUCAAGCAGAUCAUGCCAGCCAUUGAAUUCCAUGACGAAAUCAUCAAAUCGAUCACCGAGGCCGUCGAACAGAUCCCUGUACUGCCCAAACUUAUCGAACAGCUAGAGGAACAGCUUUCCGUCUUUGUCUUCUCGAUCAUUGCUCCCUUUGUCAUUCCUAUCAUCCACCAGGUUCAGAAUGAACUGAGUACUGGCUCGUCCGAGAUUAUCCAGAGCAGCCAGGCCGAACAGCUCAUCGUGUUUAACGACGAUUACUGUACCGACCCAACCCAUUCCAUGCUGUCCAAGGACCACUUUAGCAACAUUCUCAACGAAAUCGCUGGCCGCACCGCCAGUAAGGUGGUGGCUUGGGUAGUGCCACAGCUCAUGGAUGCUUGGGAUAACGACUCCAUCGACGUGAACCGUACACUAAACCGCAUCGUCAACGGCGUCUUGCAUCACCCUGCCCAACGGGCCAUGGGCGAGGACGGUGCCCAAGAUGGCCGUGCUCUCAUGUUCCAAUCCGUUGAGGAGUGGUGGCAAAGUAUGCCUGAUGAUGAAAGACAGGACUACCGCAACAAGCUAUCUCGCAGAGGAGUAGAGCGUGGCGAAAACCACAAAGAGGGUGUUCAUGACACGGGACAUGGCUGUGGACAUCCGCUUAGCAUGCAGAAGACCUAUGGCGGAAACUCGGACGAUUCACCGGAGGACCGCAUCGCCUCCGCGGCGGCCAGUGCCAUUGUCGGCGGCCUCACCAGUGGAGUCUCGAGCUUUGUUCAGCAGCAGACUGGCCUUCAGCUUUCAGAACAGUCAGGCGGCAACCAGUCGAGCUUGGCCGGUCUGGCUGGAGCAUCCGGACUCGGGGGCCUUCUAGGAGCGGCCAGCUCUUUCCUAGGAUCUGGCUUUCAGCAAGCUUCCGCCCCGUCGGUUAGCAGUCGCCGGGAUGAUGAUGGGAGCUACAGCCAGACAUAUACGCAAUACGGCCGCACCGAGGACGGAAAACGAUACGCUCAAGCUGAGUAUACGCGUACUGAUUAUCCCGACGGCGAGGAGCGCACCGACUACCGCCGCUAUGAGCAAGACGAGGAGGGCCGCGGAGGGCGGGUUGUCGGAUACGGCUUCGAAGAGCGGGCUGAGACUCACACAACUCACAGCAACACCUAUGAAGAGCGUGAAGAGCGCGGAUGGGCAGACGGUAGGGGGGGGUACCGUGAGGAGAGAGAAGAAAGGUUUGGCGAGGAUCGAAGACGAGAUGUCUCGAGCGGAGACGAAGGCUGGCGCCAAAGGCAUGAGCACGGUGAAGAAGACGAAGGGCGGGGCGGCAGACGGAGCAGCGGCAGACGGAGCCGGGAGGAUCGUGGAUGGGAAGACCAGAGAGAGGAAGAAGAGCCGUCUAGACGUGGCGGACGGUCGAAUGUGUAUGGCGAAGAGUAUUCUAUACCGCCGCAGCGCUCCGAUGAGGAAGCACGCGCCGGCUUCUUUGAUGGGAUCGUGCGGGAAGCGCGAACCAUCUUCGACGAUGAUGAGGUAAAACAUGAGAGACACCAUGAAGGAUGGGGUUGCUAG
Grosmannia clavigera kw1407 is the source of this 2649-nucleotide messenger RNA. Its product is annotated as nima-interacting protein. The transcript is spliced from 5 exons. The record is from RefSeq and is a predicted model, not a curated record. NCBI's taxonomy places the organism in Eukaryota, Fungi, Ascomycota, Sordariomycetes, Ophiostomatales, Ophiostomataceae. The coding region runs from base 1 to 2649 and encodes 882 amino acids.